This is a messenger RNA of Racocetra persica, 530 nucleotides long. NCBI's taxonomy places the organism in Eukaryota, Fungi, Glomeromycota, Glomeromycetes, Diversisporales, Gigasporaceae. The record is from the annotation of a GenBank genome assembly.
UUUUCUGGAUGGGUGGUAAUUUAAAUGUCCCUGGAAAUGUAUUUAGCGUACCAGAAAAUACUCGUGCUGAAUUUAAUAUUUUUCUUGAUUGCGUUGAUGCUCAAGAAUUGCUUGCUUCUGACUUGGAUAUUACUUUGGUACCAUUAGAUUUUACAAAUCAAAUUCCAUUUAGUCCUACUCUUUUCAACAAAUUCUCAAAACUCAAAAGCUUUUAUGGUGUGUUUGCAUAUAAUCUUUUGUCUGCUAUUCGCGCAAGUUGGCCUGGUGGGGACUCUGCAUUUUAUACUGGUUAUUAUCUUUGGGAUCCUAUUACAAUAGCUGUUGUUAAAAAUAUUGGUGUUGCAAAAAUUGUAUCAAAUCGUUCAUUGACUAUUACUUGUGAUGGAAACCCGAGUCAUGAUGGUCAGUUUGUACAUUCUAAUAUCCUUACAAAUUCAAAUUUUAAAGUUGCAAUUGACGCUAUUAAUAGUGACUCAAUUGAAAAUUCCCCAUUUUUCCAAGAUUUUCUUAAUGUAAUUAACUGCGAUUAA